UUGGAGCAGGUGUUCUGUGACACCAGCCGGGUCAUACAGGCCACAGAUGUGCUGGACUGGGAAGAUAAGGAUGCAGCAGAGACACUGGUUGACAACGUGGUCCAUUCCAGGAUCAUCAACCCUUUACGACUCUUUGUUAAGCCAUCUCCAGUGCUGAAACACGGCCAGGUCUCCUACUCGGACAGCAUAGAAAACUUUUGGGAUUGGUUGUCCAACAUCACGGAGGUUCAGGAAUCUCUGGCACGAACUAAACGCAGACCUAUAGUAAAAACUGGGAAAUUCAAGAAAAUGUUUGGCUGGGGCGACUUCCACUCCAACAUCAAAACUGUAAAGCUGAACCUCCUGAUCACGGGGAAAAUCGUCGAUCACGGCAAUGGAACCUUCAGUGUUUAUUUCCGACAUAAUUCCACAGGUCUGGGGAAUGUUUCUGUCAGCCUGGUGCCACCUUCCAAAGUGGUGGAGUUUGAACCAUCUCCACAGUCCACGCUGGAGACCAAGGAAUCCAAGUCCUUCAACUGCCGCAUCGAGUAUGAGAAAACAGACCGCGCUAAAAAAACUGCCUUGUGCAACUUUGACCCUUCCAAGAUCUGCUACCAAGAGCAGACCCAAAGCCAUGUGUCCUGGUUGUGUUCCAAACCCUUCAAAGUCAUCUGCAUUUACAUCGCUUUCUACAGCGUAGAUUACAAACUGGUGCAGAAGGUCUGUCCCGACUACAACUACCACAGCGAGACGCCGUACCUGUCCUCGGGCUGA
Messenger RNA from Cinclus cinclus, 753 nucleotides. RefSeq names its product neurexophilin 2 (gene NXPH2). Gene Ontology annotation, molecular function: signaling receptor binding. The record is from RefSeq and is a predicted model, not a curated record. NCBI's taxonomy places the organism in Eukaryota, Metazoa, Chordata, Aves, Passeriformes, Cinclidae. The transcript has a single exon. The annotation marks the transcript as partial.